AAUAUUACAGUUUUUCUUUGAUGUGAUAGUUUUCAACACGAUUCCAUUGAUUCAGGCUCGUCCAACCAUAUUUUCAUAACAAAACUAAAGCGAAAGAUUUAAAAUGAAGUCGGCUAAAAUAUUGGUGCUUUCGGCAAUUUUUAUUUUUACAAUUUAUUCAGCUGAUGCGUUUAAUGCCCGAAUUCUUGGUGGCUUCGAAACAGCCAUCGAGGGAAUGCCGUGGCAAGUGUCUCUAAUAUGGUAUUCCUAUUUUCGUUGUGGUGGUUCAAUUAUUGGUCAAAACUGGGUCAUUUCUGCGGCUCACUGCACGAGUGGAUCUUCGUCCGAUUUAUUUGGUGUUCGUGUUGGUUCAUCAAUGCAAACUGGCGGAAAAUUGGUCAAAAUAAAGCGUAUUAUUAAUCAUGAACAAUACAAAUUCCCGGAUUAUGAUUUCUCGCUCUUGGAAUUGGUUGAACCAUUGAUAUUCACUGCAUCAGUGCAACCGAUUGCAUUGCCAAGCGGUGAUCUUCGAAUUAAAGACGGAACUCUUUUGCUGAUUUCCGGAUGGGGUAGAACGCACAUCGGGGGCACACCUACAGAAAAAAUUCGUGCCAGUUAUGUACCAAUGGUCAGCCAAAAUGAAUGCAUUCAAUUGUACGGUCCAUUUAUAACAGAUAGAAUGAUUUGUGCCGGUUACAAAGAUGGCGGCGUUGGAGUUUGUCAGGGAGAUUCUGGUGGACCAUUGUCGUUGAGAAUUAACGAUGUUCCUGUAUUAAUAGGAUUGUCAUCAUUUGUUUUUGAAUGUGGCAGCCCCAAAGUUAGCUCAAUCUUUUCACGCGUAACAUCUGUUCGUCCAUGGAUUAAAUAUAAUACUGGAAUUUCCGAUGGAUUCAAUGCUCGUAUUUUCGGUGGCUUGAAAGCUACCAUCGAACGAAUGCCAUGGCAAGUGGCUUUAAUUAGACACUCAUACUUUCGUUGUGGUGGUUCUAUUAUUGGUCAGAGCUGGGUCAUAUCUGCAGCACAUUGUACCAAUGGCACUCCAGCUGAUGCAUUUGGUGUUCGUGUUGGUACAUCAUUGCGAUAUAGUGGAAAACUUAUCGGAGUAAAGCGUAUUAUUAAUCAUGAAAAAUUCAACAUGAUUUUCCCCGAUUUUGAUUUUACGCUUUUAGAGCUGGCCGAACCAUUGACAUUCAGUGAGUCAAUCCAGCCGAUUGCAUUGGCAGAUGCGGAUUUGAAAAUUGAAGACGGAACUAUGUGUUUGAUUUCCGGAUGGGGAAAAUCUGAAAAUUCAACGGAAUCCAGGGAACCACUUCGUUCCGUCUAUGUGCCCACUGUUAGCCAAAGUGAUUGCGUUCGACGAUACGGUCCAUUAAUAACGAAUAGAAUGAUUUGUGCUGGCAACAAAGAGGGCGGCGUUGGAGUUUGUAAUGGUGAUUCUGGUGGACCACUAUCAACUGAAAUAAAUGAUGUUCCUGUAUUAAUUGGAUGUGCAUCAUUCGUUGUUGAGUGUGGUAGCCCCAAAGUUAGCUCAAUCUUUUCACGAAUUGCAGCCGUUCGUCCGUGGAUUAAGUCUAAUACUGGAAUCUAAAUUUGAAACAUAUAGCAAGCCAUAUAGAGGCAUCUGUGUACUUUAUUUAUUUCAAUAAAAGUAGCUAUUCAUAUUUAUGGGC
Messenger RNA from Contarinia nasturtii (swede midge), 1649 nucleotides. Its product is annotated as trypsin-3-like. Gene Ontology annotation, biological process: proteolysis. Gene Ontology annotation, molecular function: serine-type endopeptidase activity. The transcript has 7 exons. The record is from RefSeq and is a predicted model, not a curated record. Lineage: Eukaryota; Metazoa; Arthropoda; Insecta; Diptera; Cecidomyiidae. Bases 104 to 1567 code for a protein of 487 amino acids.